AUGGCUACAAGAUGUUGGUUGCUGCUGUGGUUGCUGCUGAUACCAAGCCAAGCUGCCUUGAACGUUGGUGCCUUUGGAAAUGACGAGCUGGUGAAGCGCCUGAGAUCGUCCAUCUUCGUGGAGACUGCCUUUCUGGAAGAGAGACCCGCAGAGAUUAGUUGCUCAUCUUUGGAUGGACCCAGCUGUCUCCAUGCUAUGCUCUCAGAUGGCAACGUGUUGGAUGGUCCUGGAGUGAUUCCAGAACGUCUGCUACAUGAUCUGGGAGUAGGGCCUGGAGAUUUCACAACCGCUGAGCACUGGACGCUGGAAAGUGUCCUCCGCCAGGGGCAGUCAAACCAAGCGGUCGAGUCGGCACCGUUGCUGAUGGGGGAGGAGGCCCGCCAGUACUUAGCCCUUGGUCGGAACAGCACCUCCACAGGACUUCUGCACUUCGCCAGUGCCUCAUUGGACCAGCGCCUACCCUUGACCUUCUCUGAGGGUUUGCCUAAAAACCUGGUGGCCACGUGGGAUGGCCGGUGGAUUGCUCGUGAUUGCAGCUUCGCUGGUCAAUUGGCAAGACUCCCGGCACCCGAAGUGGGUGAUCUGGCUCUCGCGCAGAGCUCUGGAGCCGUUGGACAGCAAGGUCAGCUCUCAGUGUCCGUGGAGCUGGCAGGCUCUUUGGGAUAUCUUCGCUUCUCUCGGCCCGUUUCAGUGCGCUCACUCUUCGUGCACUGGGACGUGGAUCCAAGUGCAGCGCGGGCCCUGGUGGCUGGACGACUUGGCCUGGAGACUGCAUGGAGCAGUCAUCUUGAUCCGAAACAGCUCGAGCUUGAGAAAGGAUGGAUUGAUAUCGCCGGAGACCCCUUGGUACAGAUUGAUGAAUUGGUCUUUAUGGCCGCAAAAGGGCUACAGAUUGGUGCAAUUCAAACUGCUAACGCAGAGGACAUGGAAGAUGAGGAGCGAACAGUGCUGCUGCUACGGCCUGUAAACCAUGCUGAAGACCUGGAUAGUGAGGAUCGGCCAGAAUUUCGCUUUACAUUGCAAAAGCUUCGGGCCGAUGCUGCACCAUUUGUUGCUUCCAUUCAAGAGGUGGUGGAUCACAACCUCCGGCUGCGUAGCAGCUUACCUCCGAGAGCCCUGGGCGGUCCGCGAGGUGACGAUGUGCCCGGCUUGCUCUCGCUGCGAACAGCGCAGGAAAGUAGGGAACUCACAGAGGAGUCCCUGAAUUUUCGAUUGGCUGCACAUCACAAUGGAAAUUUGUUUUCUGGCAUUUACUUGAUAGAUAUGGCUGCACAUGACGCCAAUGAUAUGCUGGCUGGCUUUGCCAGAUUUCCGACAGGUGUCUUACCAGAGGAUUUGCGGCGUCAGUUGGCAAUGGAAGGCCCAGAUCUGGCCGAGACUAUUCGGCAGCACGUGCGUGCGGGUGGCUGGAAGCGCAGCACUCCCACCAGGCUGCCACAUGAGGGUUCAGAGGAAGCAGUCAAGAAGUACAUGACCGCAAAGAAGCAGCAAACUUCCUUUGAUUUGGUGAGUGCUGCAAUGAUAUACAUCUCCCACAAUUCUGGAUUUAAUUGA
This is a messenger RNA of Cladocopium goreaui, 1554 nucleotides long. Lineage: Eukaryota; Dinophyceae; Suessiales; Symbiodiniaceae. The record is from the annotation of a GenBank genome assembly.